AUGACAUUUCUAAUUAGAAGUUCCAUAAUUGGCCAAUCAGUUCAUGGGAAACAACAUAUUUUACAUAGACAAACAAGGAAUUUAAUAAUCAAAUCAUGUCUUGUGAAUUCAAGAAGAUACCCUUUGCAACCAAAUUUGCAUAAUAAUAUCAAUGGAAAUACAAUAAACUAUUCGUUGGUCAAAUCGUUGGUCAGAUUCAAUUCUAGCAAGAUUACUCCUUCAGACAAGCCUAAACAAGAUCUGCCGGAAAAGGUAGAAGAUAAGGCUUUGGAAACGCUAGAGAAAUCACCAACUACUGAAUUGGUCAAAAAAGUAGAACCUGAAGAAAAGAAGAAAUCCAUUUGGGAAAAAGUCAAACAUGAAGCUCAACAUUAUUGGCAUGGUACUAAAUUAUUAGGUUAUGAAAUCAAAGUUUCUACUAAAUUAUUGAUCAAAUUAAUGGCUGGUUAUGAAUUAUCCCGUAGAGAAUCAAAUCAAUUACAAAGAACUAUUGUUGAUGUUGUUAGAUUGGUUCCUUUUGCCAUGUUUGUUAUUAUCCCAUUUGCUGAAUUAUUAUUACCUGUUGCUUUGAAAAUUUUCCCAAAUUUGUUACCAUCAACGUAUGAAUCAACUGUUGAUAAACAAAAGAAAUUGGCUAAAUUAAAGAAAACUAGAAACUCUGCUUCUGAAUAUAUCAAAAAGACCAUGGCACAAAGUGGUGGUUUGAAAUUACUGAAGAAAAUUACUGAUCAAGAAAAGGAAAAUUUCGUUGGAUUUUUCCAUUGCAUUUCAAUGGGUAAAAACCCAAGUCGUGAACAAUUGAUUCAAGUUGCUAGAUUGUUCAAAAAUGAUCAAGUUUUGGAUAAUUUAUCUCGUACUCAAUUGGUUGCCAUGUGUAAAUACAUGAAUUUAAGACCAUUUGGUACUGAUUCCAUUUUGAGAUAUCAAAUCAGACACCGUUUGUUGAACAUUAUUAAAGAUGAUAAAGUUAUUGAUUAUGAAGGUGUUGACACUUUAACCAUUCCUGAAUUACAAUUGGCUUGUUCCCAACGUGGUAUUAAAACUAGUGAUUCCUCACCAGCUAAAUUGAGAGAUGAUUUGGAAACUUGGUUGGAUUUAAGAUUGAGACAAAAGAUUCCAAGUACUUUGUUGAUUUUGGCUAGUGCUUAUACUUAUGGUGACAAGAACCAUUCUAUUGAAUCCUAUUAUGAUGCAUUAUUAGCUGUGUUAUCAUCUAUUCCUGAUGAAGUUUAUAAUGUUGCUAAAUUGGAAUUAUCUGAUGAUUCUAAAUUGAAAUUGAACAUCUUGAAGGAACAAGAAGAAAUGAUUGAAGAAGAAAAUCAAAGAGAAAAGGGUACUGUUAAUAGAGUUAAGGAUGAAAUUAAAUUAGAUGAAUAUGAAGAAACUGCUAGUGAUGGUAUCAAGAUUGAAGAAGACAAACCAGAAGAAAAGAAAAAAGAAGAAGAAUUGAAAAAGGAAGAAGCUGCCAAAGAAUUAAAGGAAGCUGUUAAAGAAGACAACAAAGCAUAG
Candida tropicalis MYA-3404 is the source of this 1509-nucleotide messenger RNA. RefSeq names its product Mrs7p (gene MRS7). Lineage: Eukaryota; Fungi; Ascomycota; Pichiomycetes; Serinales; Debaryomycetaceae. Gene Ontology annotation, cellular component: mitochondrial inner membrane. Gene Ontology annotation, molecular function: ribosome binding. The record is from RefSeq and is a predicted model, not a curated record. The coding region runs from base 1 to 1509 and encodes 502 amino acids. Gene Ontology annotation, biological process: intracellular monoatomic cation homeostasis. The transcript has a single exon.